Vollenhovia emeryi is the source of this 2051-nucleotide messenger RNA. RefSeq names its product folliculin. Bases 329 to 1834 code for a protein of 501 amino acids. The record is from RefSeq and is a predicted model, not a curated record. Gene Ontology annotation, molecular function: GTPase activator activity. Lineage: Eukaryota; Metazoa; Arthropoda; Insecta; Hymenoptera; Formicidae. The transcript has 8 exons. Gene Ontology annotation, biological process: positive regulation of TORC1 signaling; positive regulation of transforming growth factor beta receptor signaling pathway; negative regulation of transcription by RNA polymerase II. Gene Ontology annotation, cellular component: cytosol.
AUGCAAAUGUGUAAAUUUAGUCUCGUCCAUGUGUGCACGCGUGUACGUGCGUACGCGUUUCUUCGCUGUGUGUGAACCAAUGUCGAGAUUAGCUAUCAUAAUGUCACGUGUCUCCGCCUCGACUUCAUUUUUGUUUUAUCACGUGAAAAGGAUGAAAAAAAUGAACUCGGCCGCAAAGACUUGCUGAGCAACUUACGAACGAGGCAGGCUAUUCCACUUGUGUGGAAACAAUCUCGAAUCAUGUGAAGAACCGUAACGAGCGACUGUCGGACUUUCCUCUAUGAGAUAAGUAAAAAAAGCGGCGCGCAGAAACUGCUUUCCAAAAGCAAUGAAUGCUGCAAUUGCAUUGUGCACCUUCUGCGAAAUGCACGGGCCUAAAGUGAUAUUUACCACGCAAACGUAUCGUAACUACGAUACGCAAGAUGCGGAAAAGCUAAAGUUUUACGGACCUAAGGAAGUGUUGAGACAAGGUCAUACUUUCUUGGACGACGGACAAGACGAAUGCGAGGGCUGUCAAAGCAUUGGUAAUGUCAAGUAUUUAAGUAACGAGCAUGAAACAAGGACAUCUUUUUUAUCUGCUCAACAAUCAUUGAUGCAAGAUAUUGGAAGCCUGCUAAAACAUGCUUGCGUUAGGAGUCUAAGUUGCGAGGUGCACCCUGGCAAGGAAGGUGUCUGCUACUUUGGAGAUGAGUACAGGGGGCAUGUUUUAAGUCAUACUUUUACAUUGAAAGACGCCCAGGCAAGAGGCUUUAGAAGAUGGUGCAGUUUCAUUGUUUUCAUGAGAGACAAGCAAUUCUUGUUGAACAUGUGGCCAUUUUUGAUUGACAAUUUACGAGAGGUAAUUAGAGAAUUGCAAGAUUUUGCGGAGAAAAAGUAUAACGCUGAAGAAGCAGAGUGUCCGCAAAGGGCAAUGAGAUUGACGACGGCAAACAUUGGGACGGGUUGCCACAACACUUGUAUUAAACAAUCUAGGACACUUACGGAUAUAACGAAUGAAAAACAUGUUUUUGUAAGAAUUCACAUGUGGUUAGUGUGGAUCCUCAGUGCUGGCGCGAGGCACUUUAUAGAAAUUUUCCCAAUGAAUUUAUUAGACGACGAGCUUAAUUAUAAUUUCGAACAUCAAAUUGAAACUGAAGAAGGUUUCACCUUAGUGAACGCAAAGUUGCCAGUAAACUUUAACUUCAAUUGGGACGACUCUGAGCUUUCGUCAGAAUUCUCUCAAGUGGCAGAAAAGUCCACCGCUGUAAUUUUACGAAACCUGAAACGAGUACUAGGGAAAGAUCAGUUUAGACAGUUGCUGUAUUCCUGUUUAACUGGCGUUCAAGUCUUGGUGAGAGGCCCAAAGAUUCAGCGAUUGGAGUCUUUGUACGGGCUUAGCAGUCUUGUUCCGAGAGCAUGUCGUCGGGUAAAAACGCAAACGUUGGAGUACAUGGAUCCAGAUACAUGUAACUUUAUUGGUGUGGACACCUCGGUAGCAGUUCCUUUACCUUGUGCCAAUGUAUGCAGGCUGGACAUAAUACUCGAUGAACACAAGGUUGGAAAUGCAAAAUCCCACAUAGUCAAAUGGGCUGGUUCUUUACCAGUGAAACUUCCGACCUUGUUAAUAAAGAUUGAAAAGUCACUUGAUAAUGAGAAACUUGGGAGCUCGGUUCUCAAAGCACAUUUUGCGACCCUUCAGCAAGAAUGGGCCAACAUUGCAAAAGUUGUUCACGCGAUGAGUGGACGAGGCCAUCGCGGCGAUCUCUCUGGACUCAUGCUCAGUUUGGGCGCCGGACCUCAGGACAAAAAGUUGCUGGACGCAUGGUCCAUGGGAUUACCAUCUAAUCCAGCAUAGUUUAUGAAGAUUAAUUUUACGUUUUACUGCACAUGUAGUAUAUCGUUGGAUGUAAUAUUUAUUGCAGAUUACGUAUACGUAUAUGACUCGGAGUUUUACUCCGAUUCCUCACGUUUGUUCGAGAGGAACGCUUACUGUGUGUGUUCAAGGUUGUGUGUCUACUUUUUUUAUUUAUAACUUAGUCAAAAAUAAAAGUAAGUAUCUUGAUGAACCCUUA